This is a messenger RNA of Glycine soja, 1044 nucleotides long. RefSeq names its product cell division topological specificity factor homolog, chloroplastic-like. Lineage: Eukaryota; Viridiplantae; Streptophyta; Magnoliopsida; Fabales; Fabaceae. The record is from RefSeq and is a predicted model, not a curated record. The transcript is spliced from 2 exons. Gene Ontology annotation, biological process: chloroplast fission; regulation of division septum assembly; cell division. The coding region runs from base 121 to 819 and encodes 232 amino acids.
GAACAAAGGCUGACAAAACGACGACGUACUAGGAGGCGUGAUAAUAGCGGCCAUUGAAGAUUGCGACUGAGAACAUCGAAGUUCCGUUUCUGGGAGAACACUAUCCCGAAGCUGUCAACAAUGGCGAUUUCCGGCGAUCUCAGAGUCUCUGCAACACUUCCUCUCUAUCGCUCCCACUCGCCUCCACUUCGAACCUCUUCUCUCCCUUCCCCCAAGGUAGAUUUUCAUCCUUUCUUGAAAGGGGCAUGUAGCAUCUCUGAAUUCACCCCAAAAUGCCCUUGCCUAACAAUUGUACGAUGCAAUAAGCGUGGGUAUUGCAAGCCAGUUUCUGCGGUCUUUGGAGGUCCUAAAUUUACAUCAGAUUCUGUUAGCCAAGAAGCCGAGAACUUUCUCCUUGACGCUGUUAAAAUGAACUUCUUUGAGCGGUUAAAUUUGGCUUGGAAGAUAAUUUUCCCAUCGGCAACAUCUAGGAAAACCUCCAAUGCUAGGAUUGCCAAGCAACGCUUGAAGAUGAUUUUGUUCUCUGAUCGGUGUGAAGUAAGUGAUGAGGCAAAGCGAAAAAUUGUAAGCAAUGUUGUGCGUGCUCUAUCAGAUUUUGUGGAAAUAGAAUCACAGGAUAAAGUUCAGCUGAGUGUCUCUGCUGAUACAGAUCUUGGAACUAUUUACUCUGUCACUGUCCCUGUACGGCGGGUUAAGCCAGAAUAUCAAGAAAUGGAUGAAUUUGGGACAAUAACAAAUGUUGAGUAUAAGGACACUGGAGAGAGUUCUGGUUCUGUUGAUGUUAGAUUUGAUUUCUAUGUUGCAGAUGAAAGUUCUUGAAUCUUGAUUUCUUGGUCAAAUGUUAGUGUUUGAAAUGCUUACCAGUGAAAGCCAAUCUGUGGUGCUGUAUAUAUUUUAAAAUCUGGUUCUGUUGAUGUUAGAAUUUUUGUUUUUGUACUACCUAUAUCUGUUAGCUUGGUUUGUUGCAUCAUUGAACUAAAUAUGUUAUGUUGUCUUUUCUUACUUCUUAGCAUUUAUGAUAAGCUUUUGAUUGUUUUGAGUGUA